This is a messenger RNA of Caretta caretta (loggerhead turtle), 2125 nucleotides long. RefSeq names its product free fatty acid receptor 2-like. Lineage: Eukaryota; Metazoa; Chordata; Testudines; Cheloniidae. Gene Ontology annotation, biological process: cellular response to fatty acid; G protein-coupled receptor signaling pathway. Gene Ontology annotation, cellular component: plasma membrane. The record is from RefSeq and is a predicted model, not a curated record. Gene Ontology annotation, molecular function: G protein-coupled receptor activity.
AUGAGCCCAUUCUCCUCUGUAGGAGCUGAGAAGAUGAAUUUGAGAAUUUCCAUCCCACUGUUUCUCACUGUCUACAUCUUCACCUUCCUGAUCGGCCUCCCAUCCAACCUCCUGGCCUUCUACACCUUCCUGGUGAAGGUCCGCCAGAAACCCACCCCCGUCGACAUCCUUCUCCUCAACCUCACCAUCUCCGACAUCUUCCUCCUCAUCUUCCUCCCCUUCAGGAUGGUGGAGGCCAUCUCAGAUAUGACGUGGACCUUGCCCACUUUCCUCUGCCCACUCACCAACUUCGUCUUCUACAGUAGCAUCUACAUCAGCUCCCUCUUCCUCAUGGCCGUCAGCGUUGAGCGCUACUUGGGGGUGGCCUUUCCCAUCAAGUACAAACUCCGGCGCCGGCCAGCCUAUGCCACCGCCACCUCUGUGGUCUUCUGGGUGGUGGGUUCCGCCCACUGCAGCAUCGUCUACAUUGUUCAAUUCCUAGACCAGAGCCAGAACAGGACUGCAUACUUCAACUGCUACUAUAAUUUCACCACUAGCCAGCUCCAGGUCAUCCUCCCUUUCCGGCUGGAGCUCUUCCUGGUCCUCUUCUGCCUCCCCUUCACUGUCACCAUCUUCUGCUAUGUCAACUUCAUCCGCAUCCUGGUGGCCUUGCCCAACAUCCCGGCUCGGAGGAAGCGGCGGGCCGUGGGCCUGGCCAUGGCCACCUUGUUCAACUUCAUAUUCUGCUUCGCCCCCUACAACCUGUCCCACGUGGUGGGCUUUGUCCAGAAAAAGAGCCCCGAAUGGAGGGUGUACGCUCUUCUCCUCAGCACCCUCAACACCGCCUUGGACCCCGUCAUCUUCUACUUCUCCUCCACUGCCGUCAAACGGGCCUUCACAGAGUGCCUGGCCAGCCUGUGGCACAAACUCAGUACCUUCGUGGCCCGGUGCCAUCUCCCCUGCUUGACUUGCUGCGCGGAAGGAGGCAGAGAGGUGGAGGCGGCCAGUGAGGGACGAGACUGAGGGGUCAACGACUUGACUCCCAGGGUGAGACCGACUCUCUGUUUCCUUCGCAGAGCCUUCCUUGUCCCAUGUGCUGCAGGAGCAAGAGAUCCUGCACUUGAGCCAGGGACGGCAUCUUCUGUCCUUCCCUGCACCUCCCGAGAGGGCCGUCCUUCCUUAGACAGCAGCGUGCGGCGGGGCUUGAAGUUGGUGCCCAACUUCCACAAGGCUUUGGACUACUUGAGCUUCAAUGUGGUUGGCCAAACUUGGCUCCAGAGGGCUUUGGCUGACCUGAAGGUGGGGUCGCCAUGGUGUCAAGGGCCUUCUUUUGCCACUGCCAGGCCACAACUGAGCGGUUGACCAAGCGCCCACCGGACUUUGGCCUACUUCAGCUUUGGAGUGGGUGGCCCAACUUCCUCAGGGAUCCGGCCUCUCUCAGUGUCAGGGGCAUUAUGGCGUCAAGGGCCUUCCUGUGCAGCUGCUGGCUCACAAGUGAAACAUAGACCUAUUUCAGCUGGAGGGUCCCCCUGGUGCCCUCCACCCACUCCGGGUCUCCUUCUCCAUGGUUGGGCCCACCGGCAAGCCAGCUACUAGGGGCUGUAACUGCCAGGGGGGGUUGCUUGAGGGAGGGCAAACAGGCGGGGCUGAGCUUGUCCCGUUUCAGGGGAGCCAUUUAGUGGCAGAUGAACAAGGGCCAGGCUCUGUGAGGGGCCCGAGUUUGCCCUUGUGGAGCUAUGGAGAGCUCCUCCUCCUUGGCCACUGGUAUCCGUGUGUGCUGGCCUCUGUGGAAAUGUGGUUACCACCUCGGUGGGACUGGAACGCAGGGGGCUGCAGCCCAGCAUGCUACUGCUUGAGCUAAAGGAGCAGUGCCAUGUGUUGGCAGCAGUAGUAAGGCCGUUAUCUGCCAUGUGGAUGGGAAGGAUUUGGGCUCUGGACCUUCACCGUCAAUGCGCAGCCCUCUAUGCAAGCAGCGGUGGGAACAGGCUGUUAUUGAGCAGGAUUUGAACGCAGGAAUUUUAGCACCACAUUGAAGGGCUCACGUGGUCUAAAGGCCUUUUGCAGCGGUAGUAGACCUGUUAUCCUCCAAGUACACUGUUGGCGGGGGAUGGGCGAUUAGCAGGCACACGGUUCUGUUCCAGGUCCG